Closterium sp. Naga37s-1 is the source of this 288-nucleotide messenger RNA. NCBI's taxonomy places the organism in Eukaryota, Viridiplantae, Streptophyta, Zygnematophyceae, Desmidiales, Closteriaceae. The record is from the annotation of a GenBank genome assembly.
AUGGGUGCGCUGGCCGUCGCAAUAGCAGAGGCAGCGCAUGCGGUGGUGCGCGUGCUAGUAGCGGCAAGGGCAACAGCAGUAGCAGAGCGUGUGGCAGCAGCUGUAGUGGCGGGGAUCCUGCAACGGGUGCACAGCGGCAAAAGUGAGAGUAGCAGCAGGAGUGCGAGCAGCGGUGGCGGUUCACGCGGCAGCAGCGGGCGCGCUGCAGUGCCAGGCCUAGGGCGGGGCGCGGAGGGGCUGCUAAGUGGGCGCGAGCGGUUGCACUUAGGGGGCGCGCUGGGGGGCUAG